Chara braunii is the source of this 4961-nucleotide messenger RNA. The record is from the annotation of a GenBank genome assembly. NCBI's taxonomy places the organism in Eukaryota, Viridiplantae, Streptophyta, Charophyceae, Charales, Characeae.
CCGAGGCGAUUGAAUUGAAUUGCGCAAGUCGACUUUUCUGAAGUGAAUUCGGAGAGGGUGAGAUUGGAACAGGGACGAAGAGGUGCGAUGCGCGCGGGUUUUUUGUAAGAUGGAAUUUGGGUUAAGAUGUUGGUGAGCAGAGGCAGUAGUCUAAGACGGAGUGACUAUAAGACGGUCUGUGUGUGACCUCCUGAUACUCGUACUCGAGUGUUAGGGGGGAUGCUGAUGUAUGGGAAUCGCCGUCGUUGAUGUGAGUGUAUGGAGCUCGGGAGGGAGACUUGUCGUCACACUCUUCCCAAGGGACUCUAACACGGUCUGUUCAGAUCUGUUAUGGCGUCAUCUCAUGCUAUAUUACCGAUGAACCGAGCAGAAGCGGACGGGAGGCCUGCAACGCGCUCUUCGAUUGAAUAUGUUCGCUCGGUUCAGCGUGUUUAUCUGUUGUUCUGGCACGCUGAUUCCAUGUGGCUAUACAUGAUCACACGCUGUUGUAUGGGAAAAUAUGCCAACGCGAUGUGUGGGUGUGGUUUCGAUUGCCCUCUCCUCAUCUACGAUUCAAUAAAAGGCGGAUGUGACAAUGGUACAUGUGAAGGUAGGAGCACUCGCAGUUUAGGAUGGUCCAGUUUUCCUGACCAAUGCAUGGUCCAGACUCCGUUCGUUCUCUCGAUCCUUCUCGUUUUUUGGCCGUUGUAUUGUCGCUGGAUUAGAUUUAAAGAUUUCGAUUUUUUGGCAAACAUCCUCUCUGGGUUGUGACCUUUUGAGUAGCCAUAAAAUCUUUGUGACCGUUGAUUGCCUAAUCCCAAAGACUCCUGUUCCCUCCCUUUCUGGUCAUCGUCUUCAUUCCCUUAGUUCAUCCAGUUCCUUUUCACCUCCACCGUUGAUCACUAAUCCCUUCUUUGAAGUUCUUUGGCGGUGCUGAAACGAUCAGUCUCCUCUCUCUCUCUCUCUCUCUCUCUCUCUCUCUCUCUCUCUGUGUGUGUGUGAGUGUGUGUGUGUGAGGAGAUUGAAUUACUUAAGGUAUACCAUCAACAAGCUUUGUUAGAAGACGCAGAGAAAGGAGAGCCAUUCCGUGGUGCUACACCAUUACGUCACGUUCCGUUACGUUACGUUCCGUUAUCAUGGAUACCGCCGCUGUCGUCAAUGUAUUUGAAUCGUUCUGGGAGAACCUGGACCGUUUAAUUGUCCUUAUUCCUAGCUUGAUAGUAAUGAUAUUCGUGUCUUAUCUUCUCGUGUUCGCAUUUCACACUUGCAAUCUGGUGUUCCUAAGUUAUAAGAGCAAGGGGGCCCAGCGCCGCAGCUGCCAAUUGGAGGAGCCACGAGGAGGAGUAGGAGGAGGAGGGGGAGGAAAAAGAGGAGGAGGAGAAGGAGUGGGGCAAAACGACGAAAUGACCAAAGGAGAGGUUGAAGAUCGCCACCGGGAUUGCCAGCAGUCUACAAGCGAGUUGAUGGGUCAGCUGCAGCAGGAGGAUGAACUGCCGCCACGUGGCGCCUCCUCCUCCGACGAUGCCGUCGAUGUCAUCGUCGUUGGCGCUGGCGUUGCCGGCUCUGCCUUAGCGUUCACACUUGGCAAGCAAGGUCGACGCGUGCUUCUGCUGGAAAGAGACUUGUCAGAACCAGAUAGAAUAGUCGGGGAACUGCUUCAGCCUGGAGGCUACCUGAAGCUGAAAGAACUGGGCAUGGAGGACUGCGUGGACGGGAUCGAUUCCCAAAUGGUGUAUGGGUAUGCGCUCCUCAAAGACGGCCGUGAAGCUAAAGUAGGGUACCCUCUGCCAAGAGAGACUUAUGGGAAAGACGUUGCGGGUAGGAGCUUCCAUCACGGGCGGUUCAUUCAGAAAUUACGCGCGAAGGCCGCGUGUGUGCCGUUAGUCACCGUUAAGGAAGCCACCGUUACCUCGCUGAUCGAGGACGAAGGGGGUGCUGUGAGGGGCGUGAAAUUCCGCACUGGCAGGGCCGCCUCCUCUUCGGCCCAGGAAGAGGAGGCCCUCGCCCCCCUCACCGUCAUUUGCGAUGGGUGUUUUUCUAGGUUCCGUAAGACCUUGUCCAGUGGCAAGGUCGACAGCACCUCCUGCUUUGUGGGGAUGGUACUGCAAAACUGCGACUUGCCGGUCCCGAACUAUGGUCACGUGGUCAUUGCGAAUCCGUCUCCGAUUCUGUUUUAUCCCAUCAGCAGCACGGAGGUGAGAUGUUUGGUUGAUGUCCCGGGUACCAAAGUCCCAUCCAUCCACACUGGGGAAAUGGCAGAGCACCUGAAGACCCAAGUUCUCCCUCAGCUACCUGCCAAGCUUGCGAAACCCUUCUUGGAGGCCGUCGAAAGGGGUCAUAUUAGAUCUAUGCCGAAUAGCACCUUACCGGCUGCGCCUUUGCCCCGGGCCGGUGUCCUUCUGAUGGGGGACGCAUUUAAUAUGAGACACCCCUUGACUGGGGGUGGGAUGACGGUGGCGCUGUCCGAUAUAGCCCUCCUUAGAGAUAUGCUGAGGCCUCUGCCGACGUUCGGCGACGUGUCUGCGAUCACCGACUAUUUGCAAGCCUUCUAUACGAGAAGGAAACCCAUGGCGGCCACCAUCAACACCUUGGCCUUGGCUCUGUACAAAGUAUUCUGCGCGUCGCAGGAUGCCGCCAUGCUCCAGAUGAGAGAAGCCUGCUUCGACUACCUGAGCUUGGGAGGGGUUUUCUCUGCAGGUCCUGUCGCCCUGCUCUCGGGACUGAACCCGCGGCCGCUAAGCUUGGUCUUUCACUUCUUUGCAGUGGCACUGUAUGGUGUUGGGCGCCUUUGCUUCCCUCUCCCGUCCAUUCACCGCCUCGGGAUAGGCAUGCGAUUGAUCAAAGGAGCCUCUAACAUCAUAUUACCCAUCAUCAAGGCUGAAGGCAAAGAAAAGUCAAUGUUGUUGGCUUACGGUCUUCUCCACUGGAACGUGAAAGUCGACCUUUGUGGGCUUAAAGGUCUCUUCCACAAGAAAGCAAAUGUCGGCUUUCUGGGCUUACCAGUCGUCUACGAGGUGAUGCGAACUCUACUAGAAAGGCAUGGGCGUCACGUUCUUCUUCAAGACAACACAAACUUCACAAGGCAUGGGCUCCAUGGUCUUCGAGAAGACGACAAGAACUACACUAGAAAAGCAUGGGCUUAACGGUCUUCCACAAGACAACACGGUCUUCUCCAUGAGAAAGCCAAAGUGAACUUUCUGGGCUUAUCAGUCGACAUGAACUACACUAGAAAGGUACGGGCAUCACGGUCUUCUACAUGACAAGACAAACUAUACUAGAGACCCGGGAACUGCACUAGAAAGCAAGGGGCUGAACCGGUUUGGACAAGUCAACAGGAGCUACACUACAAAGGUGUGGACUUAAGGGUCUUCUACGCGACAGCAAGAACUACUACACUAGAAAAGGGACAGUUUUUUUUUUUUUUUUUUUUUUCAUAUAAAGUCCAUGGUGUUGUAGAGGCCGGUCACUGACUACACAGUGAUCACCUGGAUGAGUAGGCGGUGGGUGUCCUUGAAUAUGAGACCACCUUCCCAUCCCAUCCUCACGUCAAUACUCUUAGCGCACCCCCCAUCCCACUAUCCUACCUCAGUGUGACGAGCACUCAGGAUCAUCACCCUACCAACGGGAAGGUGACUUGGACCGAACAGCAGUGACAGGCACCAGGGCUGGUUACCCAGCCCUGGCGGAAGCAGAGUCGGACAAGCCUUGUCAAAUGAGGACUUUGGGCACCAGGCCCAGACAGUGUACUACAGGUCCCAAGAGAUUCUAGGCCCUAGGUUAGACAGGGCAUUGAAGCAGUCUUACCGUCCUUCCCUAGCUUACCCAAGGCCAGGCGGAACUCAGAACGGCCUAAGCGACUUAUACCCCUAUCCUUAGCCUAGGGUCUAAGCCUAAGCCACUAGAUAGUUCUAUCCGAAUAUCAGUAGGAACUCCGGUGACCAGCCUCGUACCUACUACGAUACUAGACCCCACCCAGUGAUAGACCCCCCCAGUCUGAUAGUUGUAUAGUUUGCAAUCUAUGUGUGUAUAUCCGAAGGCUAGAUGUACAGUUAGCACCAUGUGUGGAAACUUGUGUAUGUAGCCCAUAGGCCAUGUAUAGUUCGCAAGCUAAGUAUGUAUGCCCGAAGGCUGUGUGUGCUCUGUGAAUCGUUGUAUGGAGAUGUAACGGCAACGAGCUGGACAAGGAUCCCCCCCAAGGACCAAACCGGGACAGUUUUAACGGUCUUCCACAUCACAACACAAACUAUACUAGAAAGGCCUCUAGGAGACAAAGAAAGAAGAUCAGCUUUCUAGUGUGUCACAGUUCACAGUUCUCUACAAGCAAGCUCACUUUUCCUUUUUCUCUUUUUUUCUUUUUUAAAGAAAGAAAGCUCACUUUCAAGGACUGGAGGAGUAUUUAUCUCACAAAAGUGAUGAUCACAUCUGUUCGAGAUGACAUCGGACAUCUGACAGCUGAUGUCAGACUAUGGCUGACAUGGCCUCACGUCAGACAAAGUCUGCUUGGGGACGUUGGGGGCUAAUGCCCCCAUUGGGAAUUUGCCCAAGGCCUUCAAAUGACUAUAGCUAGCAGCCUAGCAGUGAAGCUAGUUAUUUGAAGCUGAUUGGAACGAUUGCUAUGGUGGCAGAACUAUAGCAUGGCAGACAUUGGCGGUGUGAGAGUGAAGAGGAAGAGGAGAUGGUAUGUGAGUCUGUGGAUGGGAUGGUACAGAAUCCACAGCAGUCACUGGCAGAAAAAACUGAGUCACUGGCGUAUAUAGUCUACAUGGGGGAUGAUAGGGGGGGGCAGCAAAGGAGGGGUUGAUUUUCCAGUGUGAAAGAGAGAAGAGAGGUAGUAGGAAAGAAAAGGGUUGUAUAUAUCACUACACUACCAUCUGGCAGUUCUGCCUUUGAGAAGAGACUGUAUGGCCUUUCAAAGGAGGCUUGCAGUUGUAUGAUAAUGACUGUAUACAUCCCCAGCAAUUUCGACGGUUUACAUCUACCGA